Molecule: messenger RNA, 1248 nt
Organism: Brassica oleracea var. oleracea
Lineage: Eukaryota; Viridiplantae; Streptophyta; Magnoliopsida; Brassicales; Brassicaceae
Exons: 2
Coding region: 216-911 (231 amino acids)
Source: RefSeq, a predicted model, not a curated record
AUGAUUAAAUGUUUAUGUGUGAUUCCAGUGUAGCCAAAGAGUAUCUAGAAUUCUAUUUAUAUUCUACAAAUUUCCCUUUAUCAAUCAAGAUUUAAAUUAGAACUGAACCGGCGCUGGAACUCACUUUUGAAUCUCUCGCUCUUCUUCAUCACCAUGGUCUGUUCACACUUGUUCACUUGCUUCCUUCCGCUCACGAAACUGCGACUGCUUGGUGGAUGGAAGCUCUGCUGUGUCCCUCGACGGAGAUGGACGAGACGAGGCUUAGAACCAACCCUAUCGGUGUCUCUCUCUCUCUCUGGUUCAUCGUAUCUCCGACGACAAGCCCGAAAGGCCCAUCAUUUGCACUCUGCCCUACCGGUUAUUCAACACCUGCUCUGGAUCUAUACUCAAAUCCGCCGAAGAUGACCUCCGCAGCCUUCGGAAAUGUGCUCUGUUCCGGAAUCUACCGGGUAGCUCGCUCAAUCAUCUUCAAUGUGCUCGAGAACGACCAAGCGGGGAGGUCUCCUCCGCUAUGUUCCAGAUCCGACAUCGCAGCACACUGCUACUCCUCGAACUGGUUCGCCGGUACGCCUGUCGACGAUAACACCGCAGCCUUCAUUGCUGCUGUUCACGCUCCAACGAUGGAGCCGCGUCAUUUUGGAUCGUCACCUGCUUGGAAUCUGGAACCGUCAACUCUCCUCUGCACUGCUUCUCUACCUCCACCGACAAUCAAUUACCGCAUCUCUCCAAAGGCCGGCGCAUCUCCCCUCCGUCUUCCCGUCGCCUCAUGCAGCCCCCUUGUUACACGAGCUGGACUUGCACAGAUCCGGAACUUCUUGGGCUUGGCCAUAUGUGUUUGGCCCAUUAUCUGGUUGCUAAGAACUCAUCAGCAAAGCCUCCAAGCGCACUCAUCCACCACCACAGCACUUUAAGAUAUCAUGGACCUGGACCUCAACUCAUGAGGAUGUACCGUCGACGACUCUGUGUGUAGUCCUACUCCGGCAGCCUCUCCGCACCUCAUUGCAACGUCGGGAGAUCCAAGCAUCUUCAGAGACGGUUUUCAACCGUUCUCACUUCAACGUCGAUUUCAAUUUUUUUGUGUUCUUUAGAACGUGGGUUUUAGGAUUACAAGUGAAGAUUUUCUACGGGUUUCUUCUCUCCUUAGCCAUCUCUAUCUUCCAUUAUGUUUUAAUUAUGUUAGCUUAUCUGCUUAGUGUCGAGUAUCUCCGAGGUUGUAACCGGCUUAGCCCAUCGGAUAUUUAAUUUUAA